GGUUAGAUUUUAGUGGAAAUUAAAGUGAAUGGCGAUGGAGAGCAUCAUCAAGGAGUUGAGGCAUCUGCUUGUGACGGUGUUCCUCACCGGCCUUGCCAGUUUCAUAGUCGUUCCGGCAAUCACCGACGUCACCAUCGCCGCCCUCUGCCCUUCCCAACCUCAGUGCUCUCUCGCCAUUUUCCUCUCCGGCUUCCAGCAAGCCGCGACGGGAGUAGGAGCAGUGGUGAUGACUCCGUUAGUGGGAAAUUUAUCGGACCAGUAUGGGAGGAAAGCCUUGCUUACACUUCCUCUAACGGUGUCAAUCAUUCCUCUAGUGAUAUUGGCGUGCAGCAGGGCCACCAGCUACUUCUACGCAUACUAUGCGGUCAAAACUGUAGCUGCCAUGGUUGGCGAAGGCAGCGUCAACUGCCUCACUCUUGCUUAUGUGGCAGACAAGAUUGAAGAGCACAAAAGGACAUCUGCAUUCGGAAUUAUUGGUGGUGUAGCCUCGGCAGCCUUCGUCUGUGGAACCUUAGCUGCACGUUUUCUUUCCACUGCUCUAACGUUUCAGGUUUCUGCGGUCCUAUCGAUGAUUGCAGUGGUGUACAUGAGAAUUUUCCUGCCGGAAAGUGUACCUGUUCGUGCUAGUGGUCUGAGACAGCCAAUGUUGGACGAAAGCGAGGAGGCACAUGUGAAGGAAGAGCGCGAGAUCACUGAUUCGGCACAAAGAACAAGCGGAAUAUUCAAGAGACUUCCCUCAGUAAGGAAUGCGAUUUGCUUGCUCAAGCGUAGUCCCACAUUUUCCCAAGCGGCUCUAGUUAUGUUCUUCAAUAGCCUUGCAGAUGGAGGGCUGCAGACGGCGAUUCUGUACUACUUAAAGGCUCGCUUCCAGUUCAAUAAGACCCAAUUUGCUGAUUUGAUGCUAAUUGGUGGCAUUGGAGCAACUCUUACACAACUGCUUCUCAUGCCCAUAAUAGUGCCUGCUCUAGGAGAGGAGAAACUGCUUACAGCAGGGCUGUUGGUCGGCUGCAUAAACAUCUUGGUUUACAGCGUAUCGUGGUCACCAUGGGUUCCUUAUGCCAUAGCAAUGUGCUCUGCUUUUGGAGUUGUUGUUCGCCCAAGUAUAUGUAGCAUUGCAUCCAAACAAGUUGGGCCCAGGGAACAGGGAAUGGUUCAAGGAUCUCUUUCAGGAAUUAGUUCCUUCGCCAACAUCAUUUCUCCAUUAAUUUUCAGUCCACUGACAGCCUUGUUCCUGUCGGAAAAAGCACCAUUUGAUUUUCCUGGCUUUAGUAUAAUGUGCGCUGCUCUGGCAAUGAUAAUUGCUUUCAUACAGAGUAUAAUGAUCCGAGUUGACCCAUCUGAUGUCGGCGGUAAAGGCUGCGCGGAUCCCUUAGUCUGAGAAGGGGAUGAGUUUUGGAUGCAAGGUAGAGGCCUUCCGUGCUUCAUGUUGCGCUACACCAAAAUGCUUGUUCAAGGAUAAUCUACCAACUAUGAGAUCUUUUUUUUUUUUGGUCCUGUAUAUAACAUUAUAAUUUGAAAUAUGUAAUUUGUAUCACAGUGUGUUUUGAUAUUUUGUAACAAUGCAAUGGGCAUGCAAUUUAUGUUUGGUAGCAAGUUCUUUUGUUUUUUCUUUCUAA
This is a messenger RNA of Neltuma alba, 1616 nucleotides long. RefSeq names its product hippocampus abundant transcript 1 protein. The transcript has 14 exons. The coding region runs from base 29 to 1378 and encodes 449 amino acids. Gene Ontology annotation, molecular function: transmembrane transporter activity. The record is from RefSeq and is a predicted model, not a curated record. Gene Ontology annotation, biological process: transmembrane transport. NCBI's taxonomy places the organism in Eukaryota, Viridiplantae, Streptophyta, Magnoliopsida, Fabales, Fabaceae.